AGGCAAAAGCAUCGCAGUGGUGCUUUGUGUAGUGGUCUUGAGGUGCGCUACUAAAUUUUUGUACCGCAAAAAUAUAUGAAGAUGAUAGUACACGACAGCAACACUACCGCUUAAGUUUCUAAGGCGAACGCGAACAACAACAUUUUGAGUAAAUUUUUAGGCUUUGAAGUAGUAAAAGUAUAAGUUUAUUUUCUAGCGACAAGACUUUAUCUUGUCGCAGUAGGCACGACUAUAGUAGAGUUUUGAAGAAGGUUGUGUAUAUCUCAAAAAAAAAUAUAGGCCGUUCGUGUCAACAUCCUUCACACAAAAAUCCUCACAUCAGCAACAUAGCUCCUUUCGGGAGAAUAAAAUCAGUACCACAAACAACGCAAAGUAGCAUUGAGCGUAAUUCCCAUCAUUAUAGCGCAAGAAGCGCAAUUAUUAUGCAGCAACCGUCAUGAGAAGUACUAGAACGGCCCUGACUGUCGGUUUGAUGAUUAUAUCGUCCGGUCCAUUACUUCGCUGCUAGUCCCUGCAUCAAGACAACCGUUGAUUGUUCCUUGCUUUAACAUUUAAAGGAAAAAAGCAGUCAAUGAUGCAGGCACAACCGUUGUACAUCCAAGCCGGCUGCAAGCUGGGCGACCAGGGCAUUGGUGCCUCGGCUCUCUCCUUUGCCAACCUGCAGAUGCAAAGCGACAAGUACCUCUGCGUGAAAGAUGCGGAGAAGGGGCAGGUUAUCCUGAGUAAAAACGUCCCCACCCCAUAGUCACGAUGGGAAAUCUGCUAGCCAAAUCAACAAGCUUAGGCUGUUACGCAUGACAAGCUUGGGUCCGUGAUGUAAUCCUGUUUAGCUCGUUCAGUAGCAUCACAGAGCUAGCCUACUAUGCUGCUUGGAGCAUUACAAAACUUCAAAACACGACUAGGAAUCGCCUCUCAUGGGGCUUCGCAUGAGAAACGUUUUGAGGUUGCGUCUUUUGCAUGAUAAGUAUGGGGUGGGGACGUUUUUACAUAGGAUACAGGUUGUGGUGUUUGAUAUCCAAAACAACUACGCCAAGGACACAAAACCCAUGAAGGCCGAUACGGCACUGAUGAACCCCUCCAAAAACUGGAUCGCACUCAAGGGUACUUUACUUAAUAUUGCAGUUUAUGCAAUACAAAUCUUUUUCGUAAGGUCAAUCAGCAUUACAAAUUCCUUUUCUCAUGCUGAGGAAAUUUGUAAUGCAUUUAUACGAGUGAUGUAGUUAAUUGUAAUUCGGAUCACACAACGAACUGCAGGUAAAAGUGACCAGGGGGGUGAUUUCGUCCAGGUUUACAACCUAUCAAAUGCAAAAAUGUCUGGGUCUGGAACUACAAAGCAACUUGUAAUGCUAAAUCUGAAUCAUGUAACAAUCUGUGUUGCGUGAUUACCAAAAGCUGUCAACUUUUGACCUAAUCGAGAGGCAGUUUCUCAUGCAGGGUAGGCAUGAUAAAACUCUCACAGAAUUUGUCAUGCUCUGUCCUACAUACCAGACCUGACGGGUCAUGGAAAACCGGCACGACAAAUCUUGCAUCCUUCCAGACCCAGACAUAUUUGCAAUCCAUACAACCUCGAUACCAAAGCGAAGCUGGGGGUGUGGAACUGCCCGGAGGACCUGGUGCUCAUGUCCUGGCUGAACGACGACGUUCUGGGUCUGGUCCUGUCAAGAACGACCUACCACUGGAAGGUCGAGGGGUCCGCAGAAGCGGAAAAAAUCAUGGACCGCACAGGUAGAAGAAGUUGUCUUCGAAGGUUUUUUUUCUUUUUGAUGGAACUGACUAUGUGGAACGUCGACCAUGGCACCUCCACCUGCGUGAAGAAAAAACACGUUCAUUGCCUUCACGUUAAUAAAGUAGCGCUCCAUCUUGAAACAAGAUCUACUAUUAAUAACUAUCUGAAAAAAAAACAGACAAGCUUGCGGAGCCUGCCACACAAGUGGUGUCUUACUCGAUGGACCCCAACGGGUAUCCAGGAAAAAAAGUGUGUAAGUGUAACUUUCUUUGAGAAACAGCAUCACAACUUUGCUCUACAUUAGAGAGAAAACCUGGCAUGCGUGGCUUGUAAGGAAAAACACACAUGAAAAGAGGACUUCAUGGCUGUCUGGCAUGACAGGCGCAACUCUGUUGCAGCAUGUCCUGCAACACAAAUUUACACUUACACAGUUUUUCUCUUGCAUAACGGGGCCUGGUGUCUGCUGUGCGGAAUCGCGAGCGACGACAAGAAAACCAUUGACGGCUACAUGCAGCUCUACUCCAUCGAAAGGAAGCAGCAGCAGCUCAUUCAGGGACAUGGCGGUACAUAAUAUGUAUUUUGCGUAGCUGUGGGUGUAGCUAUCCAGGUGAAACAGUACUGCAUGUUUAUGACUUGUUUUUUGCAUGAGAAGUUGUGCUUUUUGUUUUUCUCUUGCGCAUGACAAGUUUGUGACUUUUUGAAAAUCUAUCAUCCUAGGUGCUUUCGGCAAAACUCUAGUGGACGACAGCAACGUGCCGGCAACGCUUGUCACAUUCGCCAAGAGGGAUAAGGGAUCUUUCGCGACAACGUACAACUUAUUUAUUUUUGUGUCGACAAGGAUGAAUGGACUGUCAUGUUGCUGGUGUGCGAAAUCCAAAUCUUUGACUCUCGCUCUCCCAGAGCAGAUGACAUGCUGCGCUUCGAGAAGCAAACCGCUUCUCUUUCUAUUGAUUCUGAUUCCUUGUGCCAUUAACAAGUACUUCCUCUAGUGGGGUUGUCAAAUACAGGCGAUCAUCCCAGUUGUGAUCUGCUUGGAGUCGACGCGCCAGUCUAUGCACGAAAUAAGUACUUCUGAAACUACCCCAGGCUGCAAAUCAACGAGGUCGGGCAGGAUUUCAACACUGCGGGGCGAAAAAAACACAUGGUGCAAAAGGAGAUCCUAUCAAAUGCAAAAAUGUCUGGGUCUGGAAGACAGUAACUUGUGAUGCUAAAUCUGAAUCAUGCUAAAAUCUGUGUUGCAUGAGUGCCAAAAGCUGUCCACUUUCGACCAAGUUGGGAGGGGAUUUCUCAUGCAGGAUAGGCAUGACAGAGACCUGGCAGAGUUUGUCAUGCUAGGUCCCGCAUUCCAGACCUCAUGGGUCAUGGAAAAUCUGCAUGACAAGUUGCAUCCUUCUAGACCCAGACAUAUUUGCAAUGCAUAGAUCCCGAUGCCGCCGGAGAGCCCGAACGACUUCGCCCUGUCGAUGCACAUAUCAAAUGUAAAAAUGUCUGGGUCUGGAAGAAUGCAACAAACUUGUCAUGCUAAAUCUGAAGCGUGCAAAAAUCUGUAUUGCAUGAUUACCAAAAGUCGUCCAGUUUUGACCAAGUCGGGAGGGAGUUUCUCAUGCAGGAUAGGCAUGAGAGAGAUCGCGCAGAAUCUGUCAUGCUAGGUCCUGCAUUCCAGACCUCAUGGGUCAGGGAAAAGCUGCAUGACAAAUCGCGCACUUUUCCAGCAGACCCAGACAUUUUUGCAUUUGAUAGCACAUCAGCGAAAAAUUGGGAGUAAUAUACAUGCUGAUGAAGUCCGGAAACUUGUUUAUGUUCGACGUAGCAACAGGGGAGAUGUUGUACCGGAACCCGGUCUCGAAGCAACCCAUCCUGAAAGCCUGCAACGCACCGAAGACCGGUAUAGUGUUAAAGACGAAGGCGUUGCGACAAAUUUUUACGUCGAGCAACAUAUAUGUAGUCAAUGAGUCCUUUCUUGGCGGCACAGUAGUACCUUGACCUGCAGCUUGACUUCGUAGUUCCUACACGUUUCACUGUAUCGUCGCGCCGGUGCGAUUUUUGCUCUGUGAUGUGAAGAUUUAUUUGUGCGUAAUAUGUUUUGUAGUUCCCUCCGUGUUGUGUAUGAAAAAUCUUAUCCGUUCUUCAUCCUUCUUGUUCUCCCCCCCAGGCGGCAUCCUGUUUAUCAACAAGGACGGGCACGUGUGCAGUGCCGGCGCCAGCGAGCAAGGCCUGGUGCCCUACAUCUUCACCUCCGCCAUUCCCAACAAGCAGGAGAUCGGCAUCAACCUCGCCAGGCGGUUCGGUUUCGCCGGCGCGGAGGAGAUUCUCAACACGGCGUUCCAGAGGGACUUUGCCAUGCAGAACUACAAGGAAGCCGCUACCACGGUCGCAAAAGCGAAAGCCCUACGGACCAGCGAAACCAUUGAGAAAUUCAGGGUAUAGUUGUGUUUUUAAAGCUAGUUGUAGAGAAUCACCGUCGAAGACUUUGGACGCACGUGAGGAGCAGAAAAGUUCUUUGCAUUCGAUAAAAAUCAUACCGCGAAAAAAACAUUUUAUCGUUCUCGUUUUCGUGCAAAAAUCACAGAACGCGCCGCAGCCCGCGGGGCAGCCGCUGCCGCUGCUGACGUAUUUUUCUACCCUGCUCGACAAGGCGGGGAAGUUGAACAAAUACGAGUCCGUGCAGCUGUGCCAGCUGGUCGUCCAGCAGGGGAGGCACGACCUCAUCGAGAAGUGGCUUAACGCCGACCAGUUGGACUGCAGCGAGGAGUUGGGCGACGUCAUCAAGCAACUCCCCGCGCUGAGUCAGCACGCGCUCAAAGUCUAUUACAAGGGCGAGGCGCACCAGAAAGUGAUCAACAGCUUUAUGGAAAUGGGGCAGGUGGACAAAAUCAUCGAGUACGCGAAAAAGGUACGGAAUUCCCUAUAAUUUUCAUCGUUCUGCCAUUCGACAGUUGGUAGAAGUGGUGGUGUCUAUCGGAUAGUUAACGCGAAAAAUGAUUCUACAACUUUUUUCUCAUAUGAUCUUCCUGAUGCAGCAGCAGGAGGCUAAGUAGCCUGUAGGUGUAGCUAAAUGGCACAGUUUUUAUGCAAUGAAAACCAUCGCAAAAAAUAAACAUGGUAGUAUUUGAACACUCGUCUCUCAACAACAGGCCAACGCCAAGGCGGACUACUCCGGGCUGAUGCGAAACUUGGUGGCGGUGAACCCCCAGCAGGCGGUUGAGUUUGCGAAGAGUCUGAUGAACAACGUGCCGCCGCUGACGGACAUCCGGCAAAUCAUCGACACGUUUAUGAGCCAGAACCGGCUGCAGGAAACCACGUCGGUGCUGAUCGAUUAUUUGAAGGAAAACAAGCCGGAGCACGCGGCGCUGCAGACGGAGCUGUUCCGCAUGAACUUGCUCCAGGCGCCCCAGGCGGCGGAGUUGAUCUUCCAGUUGGACACCUUCACCCACUACGACAAGCAGGUGGUCGCGCAGCUGUGCGAGAAGGCCGGAUUGUGGAAUCGGGCCCUGCUAUCAAACGCAAAAAUGUGUCGGCCCGGAAGGAGGCAAGGUUUGCCAUGCACAUUUUGCAUGACUCAUGAUUUCUGUGAUGCAUGCCCCAGCAUCACAGAUUUUUUAAGAGCUUCUUGAUGCUAAUUACGCAUGAGAAGUUAUGCCCUCUCCGCGUGCCAAGAACUGACGCCUCUGGCUGCUCAUGCAACACAGAUACUUUUGGAAUUCGCAAACAGCAUUACAAAUUGCAUUCUUCCAGACCUAGACAUAUUUGCAUUUGAUACCUGCAGGACUACACGGACAUCUCCGACGUGCGCCGCGUGUUGGCGUACGCGCCGACCAUGAACGCGGAAUUUCUCGUGAAUUACUGCACGAAACUUCCCCCGCAGACGUGCCUGGAGGUGAUGGGGGACCUUAUGCAUUGCAAAAGUAUCGUACUAGUAUAAAUCGCAAUACAAAUUUCCUUAGCUGCAUUAGAAAUGGAAUUUGUAAUGCGGAUUUGCCUUAAGAAAAAGAUUUGUAAUGCAUGACUGCGAUUACUACGAGUGCGAUACUUUUGCACAGGAUAGACCUGAUGAAAAACCGACACCAGAACUUGAACGUGGUCGUGCAAGUGGCCAUCAAGUUAUAACAGUGCACAACUCCCCGUGUCCCUCAUUUGUCAUGCAAAAUACCCAAUCCGCCCUUUGCUUGUUGGCACAAUUUGCAUGACAAGUUCUGAUAGCCCAAAUAGCGCUAUACUCCAGUGCAAGUCUGUCAUGCAAAACCGGCAUUCUUGCUGAUGCUUGUAUGGCCGUUCGUGCUAUACAAAUGAGGGGGAGGGGGAGUUGUGCGCUGUGAUACAAGUGCCACCAGCAGAUCGGCGCGGAGAAGCUCAUCGAGAUGUUUGAGUCGUAUUACAAUGAAAAAUGCCCCCACCCCACACUUGGCAGCAUUUGUAAUUGUAUUGCAAACCUUUCCAAUAGAAACAUUUCCCGUCUUGCAUAUCUCAGCAUCACAAAUUUUCCAUGCUGAAUAGCUCGAAUUUGUGUUGCGAAGGGGCCCAACAGCAGCUGGAUAUGUUAUGCACAAGGUACCUUGCGCACCUAGAUUCUGCAUCAGAAAGGCUCGCAAUCCUUUCAUGCAAGACAAAAAGCUUUCAUUUGGAAACUUUGCAUGACAAUUCGGGGGUGGGGGCAUUCUUCAUUGUAAUAAGUCGUUCUCCAGUUUCGAGGGCGUAUUCUACUUUGUGGGCGCGAUCUCCAGCCAGAUGGGCGAGGGCCACCCGGAAGUGAUCUUCAAGUACAUUCAGGCGGCCUCCCGGUUGGGCAACGUGCAGGAGGUGGAGCGCGUGCUGAAGGAAAACCCCAAAAGUUACGACCCCGUGAAAGUAAAAGACUUCCUGAAAGGCGAAAAACUCCCCGACCCCCGACCCUUGAUCUACGUCUGCGACCUACACGGCUUCAUUGAGGAGCUGGCGACAUACCUGUAUAGUUUGUUUUUGAUGUCCGAGUUUUUUUUAUUUCCUGGACACAGCAUAAAGGGUAAAAGAUGAAGGACCACUUCUUGGGUUUUCAAUAUUUUCUCACGCGAGAUCAUGAACUUGUAUGGUUAUCAACCCAAUAUUAAACUACAGGUACAACAACCAAUUACUGAAGUACAUUGAAGUGUACGUGACGAAGGUAAACCCGUUGAACACCCCGAAGUUCGUCGGUACCCUGAUCGACCUCGACUGCAGCGAAGAUUUUAUCAAGCAGUUGCUCCAGGCGGUUCGUUCCGCCUGUCCGGUGGAGCCGCUGGUGACGGAGUGCGAGAAGCGCAACCGGCUGCGGCUGUUGCAGCCCUGGCUGGAGGCUCGCGUCUCCGAGGGGAACCAGGAGGGCCCGUUGCACAACGCGCUGGCCAUGAUCUGCAUCGAAACCGGGCGAGACCCGGAAACGUUCCUGAAGAACAACCACUUCUACGACAGCAAGGUCGUCGGGAAGUUCUGCGAGGAACGGGACCCCCACCUCGCCUACACAUGUUACAAGCGCGCCUUCGGGCAGUGCGACGAGGAGCUGGUGGCGGUCACGAACAAGUAUCCUGAGCAAAAACGUCCCCACCCCAUAGUCAAGUUGGUAAAUCUGCAACACAAAUCGCCAAGUUUUGGGAGUUGUGCAUGACAAGUUUCCAUCUGCAGCGUUGUACUGGUUAACAAGGGAAGCCGCAUGAGAAAGCCAUUUUGUCAUGGUGUUUACAGCAUUACAACAGAUUUCAAAACACGAUUGGAAAUGCCUCUCAUGGAGAUGCGCAUUACAGAUGCUCCUGUCGUUGCGCAUUUGCAUGACAACUCUGGGGUAGAGGGGGGGGGCAAAGUGUGCUGCAAUUCCUUUAGCAUGACAACUCUGGGGUGGGGACGUUUUUACAUAGGAUAACAAAAACGGCCUGUUCAAGCUCCAGGCGAAAUACCUGGUGGAGCGGAAAUCCCCCGAGCUGUGGGCCACGGUGCUCGGGGAGGAGGCGAACCAAGAAUUUCGGAGGAAAACCAUCGACCAGACGAUCAGCUCCGCGCUCCCGGAGUGCAUAUCAAAUGUAAAAAUGUCUGGGUCUGGAAGAAUUCAUGUUUGUCAUGCUUGUCUUGCAUGACUCUUAAAUCUGUCAUGCACGGUUCCCAAGAGCUCUGAUUUUCUGUGAUGCAGAAGCGCAGUUUGUCAUGCAGAAUAGGCAAAACCUAGGAGCUCAGAAACUUGUCAUGCUGAGCCAGCAUCUGUAGCCUCGUCAUGAGACGCCACCCAGCAUCACAAGUUUCCAGACCCAGACAUUUUUGCAAUCCAUAGUGCACCAACCCGGACGAAGUGUCCGUCACCGUGAAGGCCUUCAUCGCGGCGGAACUGUAUCAACUGUAAAAAUGUCUGGGUCUGGAAGGUUGGAACUUGUAAUGCUAGCUCUACAUUCCUGGGAAAUCUGUAUAGCAUAACGAACAAAAGUCGCAGCCUCUUUUGUCAUGCAAAAACGCAGUUUCUUAUGCGGAUUGCCUACGAGAAAGCGUUUUGGGAAGUUGUCAUGCCGGACUGCAUUCGGAAGUGUUUUCAUCAUGCACAUGUUAGCAUCACAAGUUUCCAGACCCAGACAUUUUUGCAUUGGAUAAACUGCACUCGGAGUUGAUUGAGCUGCUGGAGAAGAUCGUGCUCCACCGGUCCGAGUUCGCCAACGCACGAAACCUGCAGAAUCUGCUGAUCCUCACCGCGAUCCGCGCCGACCCCACAAGGGUGAUGGACUACAUCAACCGGCUGACCAGUUACAACGGCCCGGAGAUCGCGAAAGUGGCGCUGGGUCCAGAGUACAAGCUGUACGAGGAGGCGUUUGUGAUCUACAAGAAGGGCGAAAUGCACCCGGAGGCCAUGGACGUUUUGCUGUUGAACAUUGACAGCAUAGAACGGGCCGCGGAGUACGCCGCACGGGUGAACGAGCCGGUCGUGUGGAGCAAAUUGGGAAAGGCGUACUUGGAGUCAGGUAGAGUGACUUGCAUAAUUUUCAAAGUGAGCUCAGCAUGACAAAAAUGAUUUGUCAUGCUGAUUGAUCUACUGUGCGAAGCCGAUGAUUUAUACGCAAAAUGAAAUUAUCAGGUGCCGUGGCCGAGGCCAUCGACAGUUACAUUAAGGCGAACGACGCUUCGGACUACAUGGAGGUGAUAUCCGUGGCGGAGAGGCAGAACAAAUUCGAGGAGCUGGUGACGUUUCUGAAAAUGGCCCGGAAAUCGCAGAAGGACCAGCACCUGGAUUCGGAGCUGGUGUACAGCUACGCGAAGAUCGACAAUUUGGCGGACUUGGAGGAGUUCGUGUCCGGCACCAACACCGCCAACUGCCAGAUGAUCGGCGACCGGUUGUACGACGAGGGCAACUACAAGGCGGCCAAGCUGCUCUUCCAGUCGAUUGGCAACAACGCGAAGCUCGCGUCCUGCUACGUCAAGCUGGAGGAAUACAACGCCGCGGUUGAAGCGGCCAAGAAGGCGAACAAUCCGAAGGUGUGGAAGGAGGUCUCCGUCGCCUGCGUCGCCGCGCAGGAGUUCCGAUGCGCCAGUAUCGCCGGCAUGAGCAUCAUUGUGCACCCCGACCAUUUGGAGGAAUUAAUCGCCCAGUACGAGAAGCACGGGUAUUUCGAGGAGCUGAUCCAGCUGCUGGACCAGGGGCUCUCCGCGGAGCGGGCGCACGUCGGGAUGUACACGGAGUUGGCGAUUCUGUACAGCAAGUACAAGCCGGAGAGGCUGAUGGACUUCAUCAAGAUGAACACGCAGAAGUGCAACAUCCCGAAGGUGAUCCGGGCCUGCGAGCGCCACUGCCACUGGGAGGAGGCGGUGCAUUUAUACACGCACUACGACGAGUACGACAGCGCGGCCAACUGCAUGAUGCAGCACUCCCCCGUGGCCUUUUCCCACGACCAGUUUCUCUUCGUCAUGCAGAAAGUCGCGAACACGGAACUCCUGUACCGGGCCAUCAGCUUUUACAUCGAGGAGCAACCCCUGCUAUUGGACGCGUUGCUGAAAACCAUUGAGAGCAAGGUGAUAUUAUAAUUGCAAUACUGCAUGACAAUAAACGUCGCGUGUCCAUUAUACACUACAAAAUUCCUUUCAGCUUGCCGCAAUCUGCGGAAAAAUGCGACUCAUCGACUCGGGCCGCGCUAUGAGAAGUACAAGAACUCUUGUACACUACUGCAUAACCACCUAAAACUCAACUCAACUCUCAGGUCGACCACGCGCGCGUGGUGCAGCAGAUGCGGGACAUGGGACACCUUCCCCUGAUCCUGCCCUACCUGAAGCAGGUCCAGGUGCACAACAUUCAGGCGGUAAACGAGGCCUUGAACGAGCUUUACCUGGAAGCCGAAGACCACAGCAACCUGCGAAAAUCGAUCGAGGAAUACGUAUCCUGUGCAAAAGUAUCGUACUCGUGGCAAUUGCAGUCAUGCAUUACUAAUCUCCUUUCCAAGGUAAAACAGCAUGACAAAUUCAAUUUUUCAUGCUGAGAAAAUUUGUAAUGCAAUAUAUACUAGUGCGAUGCUUUUGCAAUGCAUAAUACGAAAACAUUGACCAACUCUCGCUCGCGGGAAAGCUGGAAAAGCACGAGCUGCUGGAGAUGCGCCGAAUCGCCUCCUUGGUGUACAUAUGGAUUGCAAAAAUGUCUGGGUCUGGGAGAUUGCAACUUGUCAUGCUAAAUCCGAAUAAUGCGGAAAUCUGUGUUGCAUGAGGGCCAAAUAAAGCUGUCCACUUUCGACCAAGUUGGGAGGGAGUUUCUCAUGCAGGAUAACAUAGCAGAGACCUCAGAGCCUCUGUCAUGCUAGGUCCCGCAUUCCAGACCUCAUGGGUCAUGAAAAACCUGCAUGACAAGUUUAACACUCUUCCAGACCCAGACAUUUUUGCAUUUGAUAGGACAAGAAAAACAAGAGGUACGGGAAGGCCAUCGAACUGUCGAAAAACGACAAGAUUUUCCAGGACGCUAUCCUAAGCAAAAACGUCCCCACCCCAUCGUCAAGUUGGGAAUCUAGCAACACAAAUUUCCAAGUUUUGGGAGCCGUGCAUGACAACUUUCCCUCUGCAGUGUAGUGCUGAUUGGCAAGAGAGGCCGCAUAAGAAAGUUAUUUUCACUUCGUGUUUACAGCAUUACAAAUUCCAAAACACGAUUGGAAUUUCCUCUCAUGGUGCUGCGCAUGACAAAUGUUUCUCUCAUUUCACAUUUGCAUGACAACUCUGGUGGGGGGACGUUUUUACUUAGGAUAGACGCCAUGGAAACCGCGCGGGACAGCGGGAGCAGCGACCUCGCGCUGGAGCUGCUGCAGUACUUCAUUCAGGAGCAAGACAAGGAGUGCUUCACGGCGUGCUUGUUCACCUGUUACGCCUUGUUGAAGCCAGAUGUGGUGAUGGAGCUCGCGUGGCGCAACAACAUGAUGAACUCCGCCAUGCCGUACCUGAUUCAGUCCGUGAAGCAGUACACGGCGAGAAUAGACGGGCUGGACAAAAAAGUGGAGAAGGAGGAAAAGGAGAAGGAACAGCAAAAAUCCGCGAACAACGACUACGUGGCGGAUUACGGUAUGAUAUGUGGAGACUUGUUUUUUUUUCAAGCUUGGUUGAUAUCAAAGUCAAAAAGUAUAAAACACUAUUGAUACUACCAAGACCUAUAAUGGUUUAGUACCUGUUCCUUCUCUAUCGCAGGUAUGGGUCCUGCUGGGAUGAUGCCCGGGUUCGGCCACUUGGCAAUCGGAAACGCACCCUUCCAGCCCGCAGCCAAUGGCAUGAUGGGCAUGGGCGGCCCACCGAUGGGAGGUCCCGGGAGUAUGGGCGGCUUUUGAUAAGGAACCACUUAUCAUGAUCUCUUCCGUUGAUUCACAAUAAGAAUAUAUUGAGACACAGCUGUACUACCCGAAAUCCUUUCUGUUCCCAAAAAAGACAACGCUAAGGCCGUUGUCCUACUUUCCCAUUUCAUCUACCGAUGCAAGUAUUCAGGUUUUGCAAGCAUCGAAAUCGAUGAUCAUAAAAACGCACUGACAGCUACACAUCGAAUUCUGUGAAGGAUAUUUUUUAAAGUUUCUACCACACUGUUUGCUUUCACUGAAGAAGCAAGCACGCAUGUUGUUUUGGUUUUCCUUUGACCGCCUAAAAAGUUUUAUAACUUUUACUUUUCAAAAAAAAAUAUCCAGCGACAACUAGCAAAUAAAACGUCCGCACGUAAUCUACUCUGCUCAAUCUUUAUUACGAUACUCGCAAGAGCUUCUACGACCAACCUAGAAGCUCCUCUUCAGUUGUGGUUUAGAAACUUUGCUCGUUCACUUCAUCAGUCUCGUGUUUGGCACUUAUCGGAGAAGGGAGGACAAAAAAACUCGCACUCUUUCUGCUGCUGCUGUCUCGCCCCCGAUCGGAAUAUUAAAUGCUAAGAACAACAAGCAUUAGCAUAGUAGUGUCUGGCAGCUUUUCUGCAGCCUUUCGAGGCAGUAGCGAGAAACCUCCCACACUUCAUGUUGCUACGGUUUCUGCUUAGCGAUGUUGGGCUGUACUUUUCUACUUCUGCUUAGAAGGGGAUGUUGAAAUAAUGUCUUGUAUCUGUUAAAUUCUUGGGUCACUUGUUGUUGUAAAAAAGCUUUCAAAAAUCAUCUUCUACCGCUCUACUUCGGAUCAUCUAUUUUUCGAACAGUGUAAAUGCGAUGAAAUUGGUUUGCGGUUUCAUUCUGUCGUUGUGCACAACAAGCAUCGAGGUGACGAUUAUUCACAACACAUGCUUCUGCGUUCUUUUUAUCUGAAGUUCAUUUUCGCCCGGUCUGCAGUUCUAUUCGACAGGCUGUAUCGAUAUGGCGUUGCGUGGUCGGAC
Molecule: messenger RNA, 12512 nt
Organism: Amoebophrya sp. A120
Lineage: Eukaryota; Dinophyceae; Syndiniales; Amoebophryaceae
Source: the annotation of a GenBank genome assembly